AUUUGUGUUUCGUAUUGUACUUCGAACUUCUAAUACGAGUUCGUAGGUUCACUCCUUAGAAUUUUGUAUUGUGGCCUGUACAAUCUUGUUGAAAAUUUGGUGCAAGAAUCCAGUAAAUCUAUUUCAAGUAUUAACACGAAUAAUAGAGCUGAUAGUCAUAUAUCAUAUUUGAAUUAAAAUGGAACUCAAUCCUCAAAUGCCCUUCCCUUCUAGUUCUAGAAUGCAAGGGCCUAAUGGUAAUAUGAAUUCUUGUAUUUCUAUGAAUAUGAGUGUUUCAAUGAGUAUGAGUGCGUCUUCAUGUAUGCCAAGUGUACGUAUGGGUAUGCCAUUAACAAAUGUUGGGCCAGUUAUGCCUAGUAGGUAUUCAGGCACAGGUUUUGGUUAUAAUAAUGCAUGGAUGAAUCAUGGAUCUGGGCAGUAUAUAUCUGUAAAUAAUGAAGGGUUUGACUCAAGUCAACCGUUACAAAAAAUAAAACCAUCAGUAAGUGAUGGACUUCAACUUGGCAGUGCCAAUGGCAUGACUAAGACUGCUAACAUCCAAAAAACCUCUGAAAAUAAUAGUGCCACUGUUAAUAAUAAACAAGAGAAAAAGACUUCAGUAGUUAAACCUCUUCCUCCACCACCAACACCAUCAGCAUUAUUGGCACGUAUUGGUAAAUCAAUUCUUGAAAGACAAAUGCAAACUAAAGAAUAUAAAAUUAGUAAAACUGUCAAAAUUAGUUCUGAUAAAAUACAUUUAAGGUUAUCUGAUAAAUCUUCAUCUGAGCCACUACCACCUGGUGAAGAUGAUGAAAAAAUACGCAAUGAACUAAAACUUAAAAGUCUUGAACUAAAGAGAAAAGAAGAAACAAGUAAACUUCAAUUAAAAUCUAACAUUGUGACUUCAAGUAAAAUUCCAUUUGAAAGUAACUUUGACAUGAAAUUACCAGGAUUUGUAAAAGCAGAUGUAGAUAUGUAUGGUCCCAUGUCUGGAAUGUUAAUGCAGAGUGGUCUAUAUCCCAUGCGUGGGCCAAGUCACAUGCCAGAAUCAGCAAUAUUUAGUGUUCCAAAACAUGUGUAUGAGAUGGGAAUGUUUAAUGUUCCUGGUCCAAUAGGAAUGUUUUCAAGUCCAGGACACAAAGGUGGAGUGGGAAAUGUAAUAAUGAAUGAUCCAUCAUGUGGGUCUAUACUAGGUAUGGGAAAUAUGAGAGGACAUGACUUUCCACCUUCUCAGUUUGAUUGUGGAGUAAGACCAAUAGGGCCCCCAGGGAGCUAUGGACCCAGAAUUGGUAACAUGCAACAAUUUGAAGGUCCUCGACCACCAAGGCCUGAAAAUUUUACAGGUAUGUGUCAAGGACCAGGCCCUAUACAUGGUCCUGAUAUGAUGCCAUUCAGGUAUCCUAGGGCAACUCCAGAUGUAAGAGGAAGAUUUAAAGGGCCAGAACCUGGUAGGAGUGAUAUGGGUAUGAUAAAUCAGCCAGUGCCAUUUGUUCCUAAUUGUCCAGAUGGCCCUGUUGAUUAUGAAUGUGUAGGGGAGGAACAUGAAAAACCAAACAAAAAAAAGAAUGCAAAACUAGUUUCAAGAAAAAUGUCAUCACAACAAGCAAACAAUGAUGAGCCUCCAUAUGAUCCUAAGAAGCCAUGGAUUACACCAGAAAUCUGGAAGGAAAUUCGAAAGAAAUAUGAACUUCAAAAAGUAGCAAGAGAAAGUGGUACAGCACAGGCUUGGAGAACAUUCAAGAUUCAAAGAAAUCGUGUAGCCAGUCUGUUGAGGGAUUCCAAAGUUCGACUUGGUUUUCCUCGAGGUGGUUCAAAAGGAAAUAAACUGAACUUGGCAAUGAAGAGAAGAGCUAAGAGAAGAGAAAAAGGUGUAGUGAAGCAGUCACCUGUUCAAAAAAAGUGUGAAUUUGAUCAAGACAGUAAUGAUGAAGAAGAUAGUAAUGAUGAAGAGGAAAAAUCAAGCCAAGUCUUUAAACCAAUCGAAGAUGAGAAAACACUGGCCAUAACACCUGAAACUCUACUUGUUGGUAGCAAACACAUUACUAGUGUAUCACUGGCUAAAAACCAAGAAAGUACACACAACACUGGAGGAGAAAAUUUCGAAAAUAUCAGUAACUUUUUAACUGGGGCACUGCCUCAAAGUAAUAGCAACACAAAACAACAAGAAAAACCAGCAGAACCAAAUCAGCCUUCUACUGAAUGUGUUACUGUUCCACAAAAACCAAAAAUCAAAUGGCACAAAAAAACAUAAGAUGUGUUAAGUCCAAAAUUUUGAAACUACUAUAAGCACUUCAGCUGAUUCAGUAAUUAACAGUACUAUAAAAGAUUACGUUAGGUGUGAGUUCAAAUUGAUUAACCUCGUUUUGGUAUAUGUCGAGGAAAUGUUUUUCUAAUUUAUGUGUUAAAACUAUUUCAUUGUAAUCAUUUCAUAUUUUUUGUUCUCAUUACUGUUACAAAUCACAGUUUCAGAAAUGCUGCAGAAAGUGGUGGAAAAAUCAGUUUAUUGGUUAAGGUGACUCUUAAUAGAAUUUUGUAAAGAUUAAAACGUUUAAAUAAUUGUUAGAGUAUAACAGAUGCUUUCAUCAGAGAAUAAUGAAUUAAAAGUUCAAUAAAUGAAAGAAAAUUCCUGGUUUGUCAGUUAUUUUUAAUCAUAAGUGCAUACAUACCUAUUUAAUUUAAAACAAUACUUAAAGUUAGAUGAAUUAAAUAUGUAAAUUGUCUUCCAAUAGACACAGAAAUUGUAUAGUCUCAUAUUUGUAUAUUAUAUUUAGUAGCUUCCACAUUAGUAAUGACUAAGAUAUAUCAAGAUGCAAAAUAAAUGUAGUAUAAUAUUUUUAACACUAAUGUUUUCAGAAGAUUCUAAGUAUUUGUCCUUGAAGAUGAUAAUAAAGAGAAAGAGACAUUUAAUAUAUUAUGUAUGAUGGAUUAACUUCUGCCAACACUAGUAGGAACGGCAGUCAUAAAAUCUUUUAUACGUGUAAAGAAAAAUCACGUGCUUGGAAAGCAUCGCAAUUUAACAUCUGAUAGUUGUUAGAGAAAGCUUCUCAAAACCAAAUCAGUUUUUAAUAAUGUAUAAUUCUGUUGACUUAGUAUAGAAGUACAAGAUAUUGUUGUUUACAAAACAAUUCAGGAAAUAGUGUUCUGGUUAGAAUGUGUUGACUGGUGAGUGUUUGCAUGGUGGUGUUUUUGUGAGACUUGAAAGGAAACUUUUCAAACUAGUUCUCAUACAAUGAAUCUGCAGGUCCAUAAUUUGUGUAUUGUUACAGCAAGAAAAAAGAAAGUCUUGCUCCACAAUUUGGGGCUGUGUUGUAAGGGUGAUGGUCAAAUCCCACUAUUUGGACAAAAGUAGGCUAAGAGUUUUUGGUGAGUGGUGUCAACUACCUGCCUUCCAUCUAGUCUGUCUGUAUGAAGUUAGAGAUGGCUAGCACAGGUAGCCUUUGAGUAGCUUUGUGCAACUAUCUGAAAACAAUAAGUUUAUAUUCUCAAUUGUAUCUGUUUCCAUUGUACACUUGUCUUGCCAUCAUAAAGUAUUUUACUGCAACAGGAAAAUAUCAUAAAUAUUAGUGUCUAGUUUACAAAUUCCUGAUGGAUUUGCUCCUUCUUCAAGAUUGCUUCUUUUUUCUUUCUUUUUUUUUCUCGUACAGAAUUGUCUUAAUAAGAUCAAGGAACUAUGCACAAGAGCAUUUGGGUUUUCUUGUAGAACAAAUCUGUCAACGAACUGUUACACAAUUUUAGUAUAAACUGGAAUACAUAUGUUGCUUUUGAAAUAUAAUCUUAUGUAAUAACCACUUUUUUAUCUGUUUUUGGACUUUUUUGAACUGUCAACUUUGUGUACUGUUUUUGUUUUUAUGUCUAUCUUUGUACACUUUCACUAAGAAACGUCAAACUUUACAGCUAGAUCUUGAGAGUUUUUUACUCUUGUUAUUGUAAGGUUGUUAGGAAGUCCUGUGCUGGAAAAACUAGAUAAUAUCAACCACAUUCACAAUAAAAUAGUGUACAAGUGAUAAAAUGAAUUAAACCUACACCAAUAUGAUAUUCUUUACUAAAUAUACAUAAAGCUUUAUUGGGUGACAUUCUCUUUAGUGUAUUAGCUGAACUUGUAAAUACUGAUAUUGGUUAAGAUUUCUCAAUUGGGCAUAGUAUACUGUACAUUUAAGUGUUAUUAGUCAGUGUGAGUUGUUAUAAUCGUGUACUUUUUUUGUUAUAAAAAUAUUAAAUAAAAGAAUGUUUUACUUUGAUCAGUUUUUUAUUGUUCAUCUGCUUUAAAGUUGUGACAAUGGAAGGAGGUUGCUAAUGAUUGUACCAUUUUGUUACUUUAGAGUCUUAUGAACAAAGUUUAAUACAAAGUCCUCUUGAAACAAACAUGGAUUAUGUUAAAAUACAUAUUAAUUUUUUUCUAUCAUAGGUUAAAUGUGUCUUUAAUAGAUUUAAUACAUUAUACUUUUGACAUAAACAUUUAUUUAUAAAUAGUUUCACUACUUUUGGCAUCCAUUUAUAAUGGUUUUGCUACUUAAAAAUGAACAGAGCAUUAUCAAAGUGGAUUGCAGUUCAUGCUUCUAUGAUUCCAGGUAGUUUAAGGACAGACUGUUUCAUCCAGUACAUCUUGAUAUGUUUGCUAAGUUAAGAAACUUAAGAGUUCUAAAUCCUCUUGGAAAGCUAAGACAUCCUUUCAGUGUGAAAGAAAAUAAGUACAUGUGUAUAUAAAUGAAAAUUGUGCUCUUAUUAGUUUUUUCUAAGUUAUUUCCAUUUUUAUAAAUUACAAUUUAAAUUAAAUCAAUUGUUAUCAAUUUUUCAUUAAGAAAGCCAUGUGUUAUGUGUAUUUUCUCUAGCCUAAAAGUUUUCAAGCUUGCUUUCAGAAAGAGUAGAAUUAUUGUGUAAAAGUCCAUAAGGUUUGCAUUCUUAGUAGUUUUUAACUCUAAUCAUAUUUUAGUAUUUUAAAUAAGAAAUUUUGUGUGUUUUUUCAGUACAAUAAAUUUUAGCAUUGCACAAAGUUUUCAUAUGUGUACAUCAAAAAUAUUAAUACACAUUUGUACAUGUAGUUGUAAUCUUUUAAUCCAUGUUGAGAAUUGUAUACCUGUUUAUUUUUUUAUUAUCAUUAUUCAUCUAUAAUUUCCAAUGCUCCACAUGGCUGAAAAAUCCCUAAAAUUAUCUUCCCCUUUAAGUAUUCUUAAUUUCAAUAUUUUUGUGGCUGGAUGGGAGUCUGAUUGUUUCUAUGUUUAUACUACUGGAAUCAACCAAAUUAUCUUGAUGUACUUACUUGAAUAAAGGCAUACAUUGUUUCAUCUCAUUAGCAUAUGAUAUGUUUUUUCUCAGUGAAGGUAACUGAGGAACAUUUAAGCUUCUCUGAUCUUUGCUAAACUUUACUGGUGAAGGUUAAUGUAUUUUUAUUAUCUGACCUUGGAGUGAUCUUGGCAUAUUGUGCUAUUCCUUUCAUUCUGUCACUAGUCUUUCUAGAUGGUGAAUGAAUUAAAGAAAAAAAGAGACAUUGAAAUGUGUGUGAAUUUUUGAAAUAUAUAACAAAAGGGAUGGGUAUUUCUAGUGUGUUGAACCAGCGAGAGGCUUCAGGUGAAAUUUAUAGUUUUCUAAACAAACUACUUAUUAACAGAAAUCGUAUGUUAAACUGGAAGUGAAUUGUUUGACGUGGAUAUUGAUUGAAAGCAGUGAUAUUUUAAAUUUGAAAAACUAACAUUGGUUAUUCAGUGCACAUUUUACCCGACUAAAUAAUUGAAAAACAAAUUAUUCAAAAGUUAUGAACAUAUGUAGAUAAUUAUUAUAAUAAUUUGAUAUGCUGAUAUCUUGUUUAGAUGAUUCAUGAAAAUUAUAGUAACUUAUACAUGGUUGUUAUUUGCAUAUUGAAGGAAAAGUACUGUGUAGAGUUGUUCAUUUAUUUUAUAUUAUUUAGUUAGGGUAAUUGUAUCAUAAGUGUCUAUGUAAUGUUUUCCAAGAUAUAGUACAAUAAUCUUAUUAUUAGCUCUUUGUUUAAUAAAAUGCUUAUUCUGUAACUUUACAUAAUUAAUAACCAUUACAUUUAUUUCAUUGUAUCUUUAGAGAGUUUUUACACAGAAUUUACUAUAAAGAAGUACCUAAAUUGAAAUUUGUGAGAAACAUGUAUCAUGUAAUUUUGUUACAGUUUGUACAAAAUUAAGUUAACAAUUUAAUACAAGUCAAAGAAAUGGCAGAAUAUUUGUGUUCCACAGUUUGUAUGCAUAAAUAAUUGUGAAGUGUUAUCUUCAGACUGAGGUUAAGUGAUUUAUUUAUAACUCUUAAGAGAUAAUGUCACACAAUGCAGAAUAGUGUGCAUGUGUGAUAAGUAUAUUGCUUAAUAUCUGCUUUUUAUGGUUUCAGUUUAAUAGUCAAAUGAAAGUCUUUUAUAUUAUUGACACAAGAAAGUUGGGCAAUAUGUUUUAACCUGAUAAAGUUUAUGCUUAAGAUCUUUAUAGUCAUCUGUGGUGUCCUACUAAUCUCUUUAAUUUUCCUUAUAUUUUCAGAAAGGUCUGUCCUGUAAUUUAAUAGAAAUUUGUUUGAAGGCUUGAAUAGACUGAUUUUUUUCAAAUACUGAUUUAUGAUGACUUCAUUUAACAAAUAUUUUGACAGUUAUUGAAAACAAAUAACAAUUGCACAUUUUGUUGAUGGAACAUUAUUAUUGUUUUAAAACAAAAACCUAAAACGUUUAAGAUUAGCUUUGACACUUAACAUUUAUGGUUCACUCCCAUUCUUUACCACACAGUUUUGAAAGAAUUUUGAUAAUCAUAUUUUUUAUGGCUAAUAAUCUGCAAUGUUGUGUCAGUGUUCUAAACAUUUUUAGAAUUAUAAAGUAUCAUUUAUAUACGUAAUCUGUUUGUGUCUUCAUCACACAAAAUACAUACAUUUGUCAUGUGGAAUAUU
Molecule: messenger RNA, 6864 nt
Organism: Limulus polyphemus (Atlantic horseshoe crab)
Lineage: Eukaryota; Metazoa; Arthropoda; Merostomata; Xiphosura; Limulidae
Exons: 4
Coding region: 179-2230 (683 amino acids)
Source: RefSeq, a predicted model, not a curated record